This is a messenger RNA of Myotis davidii, 986 nucleotides long. Its product is annotated as putative gametogenetin-binding protein 1. The transcript has 4 exons. The record is from RefSeq and is a predicted model, not a curated record. NCBI's taxonomy places the organism in Eukaryota, Metazoa, Chordata, Mammalia, Chiroptera, Vespertilionidae. Bases 174 to 788 code for a protein of 204 amino acids.
GGCCGGGAAGGACCCAGCCUAAGGGAAGGCUGGAGGCAGGCUGCCUGGGGUCCCAACUCCACUGUGCCAAGCUGUGUGAUGGCAGCAGACUGCUCGGCCUUUCUGUGUGCCCGUUUCCUCUAUAAAAUGAGAGUGCGAUAGUUCCUGCCUCAGAAGGUAGUUGCAAGAAUGAAAUGAAAUGUCCUUGUAAAGUGCCCAGAACUGUGCCUGGACAUAGCAGGUGUUUGCUAAGGAAAACCAGGCGGCCUCCCCGCAGCCCAACCUCCAGCUGUCCCUGCCCCGCUGGGCCGAGCCCACCCCCGUUGCCAGCUGACCCAGCUGACGGUCGGGUGGCUGCCUUCACAGGAGACCUCAGGCCGGCUUCUCUGAAGGUGGGGGCCACUCCCUGGAACCACAUCCUCACCUUGUACAAGCAGUUUCAGAAACUGGCCAUGGCCAAGCUGCCUCUCGAGGAAGACUUAACCGACGAGGAGGAAGGGGAGGAAGAGGAAAUGGAGGAAGAGGACAGCUCAUUCAAGCUCUGCGUCCCGGUCCCCCUCCAGUCGCCACUGCAUAAGACAUUUAGGCCAAUCGAAACAGUGGGUUUCGUGGAGUCAGAGUUAAAGAAGUUUCUGGAAGCACAGCAGGAGUCCCGCCUCCGCCUCCGGAAGAUGCGCAGCCUUGAGGGCCUGGAGCCACUGGUCCCGUCAGAGAUCACCCUGGAGAGCAUUCUGGGUGACCAGGGCCUGCUGCUCCAGGAGAUGGAUGCCCUGGGAAACUGGCCUCCACACUUGCCUCCGAGGGAGUGAGGGGUGCCGGCGAGUCUGCCCCACCGGCCCGGACGGACCUGCACAGGGAGGCAGCCCCCCUCCUUCGGAAACAGCCCAGGAGCUUGGGGCCGGGUCCCGGGAUAAACGGUGCCCAUGGUCUGCAGGGCGGCUGCCAGCAGGCUGUCCCACAGACGGACGUGGGCUGGGAGGCUAUGAAUAAAGCCCAGUUUGACUCCG